Haliotis rubra (blacklip abalone) is the source of this 2931-nucleotide messenger RNA. RefSeq names its product toll-like receptor 3. Bases 165 to 2312 code for a protein of 715 amino acids. Lineage: Eukaryota; Metazoa; Mollusca; Gastropoda; Lepetellida; Haliotidae. Gene Ontology annotation, molecular function: protein binding; transmembrane signaling receptor activity. The record is from RefSeq and is a predicted model, not a curated record. Gene Ontology annotation, biological process: toll-like receptor signaling pathway; immune response. The transcript is spliced from 3 exons. Gene Ontology annotation, cellular component: membrane.
AAGUGAAGGCUAGUUCAGUAGCAAGCUGCGGGAUGUACAUGUAAGAGGCUGUGGAACUAUGCUUGGAUAAAAUGCGCUGCAAGAGGAACUACGAGGUGAUUAUACGCAGGUGUAAACAGAUACCUUCGUAUGUGCUGAGUGUGGAUUUGUAAGAUAAGCAGUGGAUGUCACGUGGAGCAGACAUGACGUGGAAAACAGGCCAUAUUGGAAUGUCAUCCCUCUGCCAACUUCUCCUCGUCCUUCUGCUGGUGAUGCUGACAUCGGCUUCACGUCACGGUAACUGUGGCAACAGCUGGUGCAGCUGUAACAAUAUCACCAAACAAGCAACAUGCAAAGGUCACGGAAGGAAACUUACAUAUAUUCCAAGGCUACCACAGUUCAUAACUGACCUGGAUUUCUCUAGCAACUUUCUUCCAAACAUUUCCUCAAAAACCUUCAAAAACAUUCAAUCACUCAAGUUAAAAAGGUUAAGCUUGACAUCAAACAGGAUAACAAGAAUGUCCGCCGACUCAUUUAUUCAUCUAACUACAUUAACAGAGUUGAGUCUUGAUGGAAACAAUUUCUCAGGAAGGUGUUUAGCAGAAACAUUCCCAACUUUGAGCCAUCUUCCUCUUGCAAAAUUAUCACUAUGUAGACUAAAGUUGAAUGAUUCACGCAUCUUUCAGCGGUUAUACAGCCGUACAAUGAAGUAUCUGGACCUAGACAGAAACGAGUUUGAAAGUUAUAAUCAGUCUGACUUUAGCGGCCUCUUCAACAUCCAGAAUUUAUCACUGGCUUAUAACUCCAUCCGUGAAGUAACUCUGGCGUACGCCCCAUCCUUACUCAACUUGAAUCUCAAAGACAACUAUAUUUCCACGUUUCCCAAUUUUUGUUGGACGAAUGGGUCCUAUUUCCCGGGCCUUAAAUCACUGAAGCUGGACCAUAAUGACUUAUACACGCCAAUUGAGGGUCGUUACAUUCAGUGCUUAAAGAAUUUGUCAGUCUUCACCAUUAACAGCAAUGCUCAUAUUCCGGAGAUAAAGUCAAAUUCAUUCUCGGAAAUGCCCUCGCUAACUAACGUAAUCCUCAAGAAUGUAGGAGGUGGCUCCCUUUAUAUAGACCAGUAUGCUUUCAACAACAGUAAAAUAGAAUACAUAUCUUUGGAAUCAAGUGGUCUAAACUUCAAGACUUAUGUGCACAAAGACGCAUUCAAAGGAUGCUCCAAUCUACAGUCAGUUGAUGUUUCUUAUAAUAAACUCUCACACACAUCCGACCAGGACCUAACUGACUGGUUUGGACACUUAAAAUCAUUAACAGGAAUUGGUCUUGGGAACUGUGGAUUGUUAUCGUUUCCAAACUUUAUUUCAGUUUCCUUGCACAACUUGCAAUACCUGAAACUGUAUGGGAAUGGCAUUGACGAGUUACCCGUUGGUUGCCUGACACCUUUGAAGAAUCUUACCCAUCUCUGGCUAGCGAGUAACCGAUUAGCCAGAAUAGAUGAACGCGUGUUCACCUCCGAAGUCCAACAAAAGCUUGAGAUUGCUGAUUUUAUGCACAACCCUUUUGCAUGUAACUGUGAACUCCUCUGGUUCCUGAACUGGAUAAAGUCGGACCGUAAGAAGUUCAAAGACUAUCCGGAGAACUACGUGUGUUCCAGUCCUGGGGAAAUGAGAGGCAGAGUACUCUCCAAAGUAAAUAUGCCUGAACAGUCUUGCCUCCUCCCUUUCCCUGCUAUCUUUGUCCUAAUUGGUGUGUGUGGGAUAUGCUUCUUUGUCCUCAUCUCGGGGUCUGUUGCAUACAGGUAUCGAUGGCACAUUCAAUUUUUUAUGUACCAGAGAAGAUACCAGAGGGGGGAAUUCCAGCGACUUGACAACGUAGAGAUUAUAUAUGAUGCUUAUGUAAUAUAUAGUUUGGAGGACAUCAGAUGGAUAAAGAACGAACUCAUUCCAAAAGCCGAGGAAACUCAUGGAUCCAGACUGUACAUUCGUGACCGAGACUCUUUGGCUGGUCUCCCAAUUGUCGAUAACGUUGUUAAUAAUCUGAAUGUAAGUAAAACCAUCCUGAUUCUUCUGUCUAAUGCCAUGGCCCGAGAUGAGCAGUGUCAGUUCGAGCUGAUGUUUGUCCAGAGACACCUGGAAGGGGAGAGGAAUCCCAUCAUUCUGGUGCUGCUGGAGGAGGUUCAGGUGGCCCACCUGACUCAGUCAGUGUACGCCCUGGUCAGAAUGCAUCCCUUUAUCCCCUGGGGAGACGAGGAGGAUGCCAGAAGAUUCUUUUGGGAACGCUUAUUUUUAUCACUUAAUCCUGAGCGCAGAGUUAGGCCAGAUCUUGCUUAAUUUGUUGACUUUGACACAUUUGAUGUGACGCAGCUUCUUAUAAAACCUUUAAAUUUCACAAUGCUUUUAGUUAUCGAUUCGCCAAUUAUACAAUGUACCUUGUAUUAUUUGAAAGCGUGACUUUCAGAAUCCAUCCCAUAGAAGCUAAGUGUCCUUUGAAACCUUUCAAGCUUAUAUGUGUUUUAACCAUAUCCUGUACAUAUCUUUACCUCGUCUUCUGGUCCACCUGUACAGGGGCACGACGUCCACAACAUCAUUUCUCUUUGUUGUACUGUUGCAGACUAACUUUAUUAUUUGAAGAAAUGUUUCAACGUUUUGUUUGAUAAAUGUGACCCUUAUCAUGAAAUGCAUCAAGCGUAUUUUGCCUGAUUGUGCCCACUUUGCAACUGCAAGGAAUUCUUUUCAUUGAAGAAAACACCCAAAAGACCUUAAAGCAGGUAUCUGGUCUUUAUGAAAAUAAAAGAAUUGGUCGGUAUCAUAGAUUGCAAAUAUUGAAAUUAUCACCAUGGUUAUUCCACUUUAUGUAUUUGUCUAGAUGCUUGUAAUACUUUGCCAAGCUAUUUUGUCUGCUAUGUAUCUGUUUGCUAUGUACGAAGGAUGUUUAAAAUGUUUCUCGCCA